AUGGAAAACGGUGAAGUAUCUCAUACAUAUACGUCAAGGAUCCCGAUUCUUCCGGUGAAAUUCGAACAUAGUCACAAUGUUAUGGUGGCCGAAGCAUUCAGUUACUUACGUAUGACAUUAGAUACACAGAACACAUUUCUUAAAUAUUUUGAUGACGGAAUGACACCGUCAGUGGCAAGAGCAUACCAUGAAAUGUUUAUUGAGUCGCAGUAUGAAGGUCCUGAUUUGUAUGUUCAUUUAUCCAAUGCUCAAGUUAUUCCAACUGAAAGGCAAGUUAACUACCUGUACGAAAAAUGGAGAACUGCUAAUUUUGGAACUCGGGAAGAAAAAAGCAUUUUGGAUGUUCUACGACAAAAAGAGGAAUCCUUAAGUCAAGCAGGACUAAAACUAAUAUUAAAAGAAAAUCCAUUAAUCAUAAUAGUUCUUACUCCUAUAAUGCUACGAGCACAUAGGCGAGACUAUUCACAUGACAUUGUCUUUAUCGACUCCAGUGGUUCGUGCGACCAAACUAAUAUUUCCAUAACAUUCUUAUUUGCUGCCUCUAAGAUAGGAGCUGUACCGUUAGCAUGUAUUUUACAUACUGAACAAAGUGAGGCUAAUUAUACAUUAGCAUUUAGUUUAUUGCGUGAGAAGUUAGGAAAUGAAGGAUUUGGUGGUUUUGGUUUUCCCAAUGUUAUUAUGACGGACGAUUCUCUUGCAGAGAGAAACUCACUGAGGACCGUUUUUCCAGAAUCACAUUUAUUGCUUUGUAUAUUUCACGUAUUACAAGCCUUUUGGAGAUGGUUAUGGAGCAGCAACCAUGGAAUCUCAAAGGAUCAUAGAAAAAUAAUAAUGACACAAUUUCAACGACUGCUUUAUUCAGUAUGUAAAGAAAAUGCAGAGGAGAUUUAUAAUGAAACUUUAAGUAAUGAAAUAUAUUUGCUAUAUGAUAAUCUUAUUAAAUACGUAAAAGGUAUGUGGGAAUGCAAAAGAGAUUGGAUUCUAUGUUUCAGAAAUCAACUUCUAACAAAAGGACACAACACUAACAACUUUGCUGAGGCUUCUAUUAGAAUUUUUAAGGACAUCGUUUUACAACGUUGUAGAGCUUUCAACGCAUGUGCCCUUGUUGACUUCUUCGUAACAGUAUUUGAAUCAUAUCACAGAAAGCAUCUACUCACUUAUGCAAACAACAGAAAAAAUAAAUAUAUUAACAACCAAAUGCUUCAGCAAAGCAAAAACAUAUCAACUUGUGAAUAUCCACCCAUGAAUUUAGGCGAGAAUUUGGCCAAUAUUUUCAUUCGUUAUGGCGAGAAUAAUUUGCUGUUCCGCGUAUCUAUUUGUUUCGACAACGAUUUUAUUAAUAACAUCGUCGGAUACAAGUAA
Messenger RNA from Anthonomus grandis grandis, 1362 nucleotides. RefSeq lists its product as uncharacterized. Bases 1 to 1362 code for a protein of 453 amino acids. NCBI's taxonomy places the organism in Eukaryota, Metazoa, Arthropoda, Insecta, Coleoptera, Curculionidae. The transcript is spliced from 4 exons. The record is from RefSeq and is a predicted model, not a curated record.